CAAUGUGCCUUUCACAGAGCUGGGAGCUUGAUGGGAAUGUUUGAUUAGCUCCUCUCUGAAAGAAAAAAGGUGUCCAGGCCUCCCUCUGCUGCCUGCCUCUUUUUCUGUAAAAUAAUGUUGGCUGGAGUUCGGGGUACAGAAAAGCUUGGAAAAAAAUCCACUCUCAUACUGUGUGGAGAAAAGGAAUAAAAAGUUGCGCACACCUCAAGCAAGUGCUCCCUAGCAACGCUUCCAGAUUUUGCUUUACUCACCAUGAAGGCCACAGUCAUUGCAACCUUCUUUGGUGUGUUUCUUACAUGUACAUACACAGCCAAGGAAGCCACAAAGAAGACAAAAAAGGCUAAGCUAUAUGUACCCCAGAUUGAUUGUGAUGUCAAGGCGGGGAAGAUAAUCAAUCCAGAAUUCAUUGCAAAAUGCCCUCCUGGAUGUCAAGAUGUAAAAUACCGUGUUUAUGGCACAGACAUUUAUGCUUCUUUUUCCAGUGUCUGUAAUGCUGCAAUUCACAGUGGUAUCAUUGACAACACAGGUGGGAAGAUCCUUGUCCAGAAAGUCGCCGGGCACUCUGGUUACCGCGGGAGCUUCUCCAAUGGUGUCCGGUCCCUGUCACUGCCACGCUGGAGGGAGUCCUUCCUCGUGUCAGAGGGCAAGCCAAGAAAAGGUGUGACAUAUCCAACAACUCUUGAAUAUUCUUCAUCAAAAAGUACAACAGUUAAAUCAGAGCCUAAAAAGCCAGAGCAAGACCUAAAAGGUAUGAAGAGUGCAGACACCGCUAACACAUCAGAAAAAGCAUUGGAACAAGGGGACACAGUCCGUAAAGAGAAUCAGACAACUCCAGUGCCGACUCCAGCCACACAAAUGGCCACCACAACCCCCACGCCAAUGACCACGACAACAGAUCCUUCCACCACAAUGCCACAGCCAACCAAGACACCUGCAGCAACCAGAACCACAGCAGCUGCAGCCAAGACUAGACCUGGACUGCACAGGGUCAGAGAUAUGGGUUCUAGCAGUGUCCACCCAGCGUAUGCAUCUGUGGUAGCUGCAGCAGCAAGACAGGUUCAGGCUGCACAAGGAAGAGGACAGAAUACAGCAUUCAGGGGCACUUCCACCUCUGCAAGUAACAGCAAUAUUUUACGACACAAUACAGGUGUUCAGCGCCAAGAGCCUGUUGCCACCUUCCAGAGGGCUGCCAGCUCUCCAGCCCACCUGGCAAUGGAAACAGACUCAUGGAAACCUGGACUGAGCCUUUUUGACACAGGCUUCAGUUCAAAGGAAGAAUUGAAUCCAAAGCCACUGGAGCCCAUCUCCCAGGGGAAUCAGAAUUGCAAGGUUGAUUUGUCCUUCCUAAUGGAUGGGAGCUGGAGCAUCGGCAAACGCCGCUUUCAGCUCCAAAAGCGGUUCCUUGGUAACGUGGCUCAAGCCCUUGGCAUUGGCAGCGCUGGUCCUCUGAUGGGCAUUGUUCAGUAUGGUGAUGACCCUUCCACAGAAUUUAACUUAAAAACUUAUGCCAACUCCAAGGAUCUAAGGAAUGCCAUUGAGAAAAUUCAACAAAAAGGGGGACUUUCCAAUGUUGGGAAGGCACUUUCAUUUGUUAACAAAAACUUCUUUCUGGAUGCUAAUGGAAACCGAGGUGGAGCACCCAAUGUGGUUGUAGUGAUGGUGGAUGGGUGGCCGACCGACCGAGUGGAAGAGGCCUCCAGGCUGGCCAGAGAAUCAGGGAUCAACAUCUUCUUUGUCACUGUUGAAGCAGCUGCUCAAAGUGAAAAGCAGAAUGUUAUUGAACCGAACUUUGUGGACAAGGCAGUGUGCAGGACAAGUGGCUUCUAUUCCAUCAAUGUGCCCAGCUGGUUCAGCCUCCACAAGGUGGUGCAGCCCUUGGUGAAGCGGGUGUGCGACACCGACCGGCUGGCCUGCAGCAAAACGUGCCUCAAUUCCGCCGAUAUCGGCUUCGUGAUCGACGGCUCCAGCAGCGUCGGCACCGGCAACUUCCGCACGGUCCUCCAGUUUGUAGCCAACAUCAGCAAGGAGUUCGAGAUUUCGGACACCGACACGCGCAUCGGAGCAGUGCAGUACACCUACGAGCAGAGGCUGGAGUUCAGCUUUGACAAGCACAGCACGAAGCAGGAUGUGCUGAACGCUAUCAAAAGGAUCAGUUACUGGAGUGGUGGCACCAGCACGGGAGCAGCCAUUAGCUACGCCUCAGAGCAGCUGUUCAGCAAGUCCAAACCCAACAAAAGGAAGAUCAUGAUUCUCAUCACAGAUGGCAGGUCUUACGAUGAUGUCAGCAUGCCAGCCAUGGCAGCUCACCAAAAUGGAGUCAUUGCUUAUUCCAUUGGAGUUGCUUGGGCAGCCCCAGAUGAACUGGAAGCCAUUGCAUCAGACCCUGCUAAGGAGCAUUCCUUCUUUGUGGAUGAAUUUGACAACCUCUACCGCUAUGUUAAUCAGCUCAUCCAAAAUAUUUGCACAGAGUUCAAUUCCCAGCCACGGAACUGAUGGACUUAAGCAAGGCAGGACCCUUGGGCACUGUGCUGAAGGCACACCAAGUACCACAGGAAUAAUGCCAGCCCUCAGUUCAAGAAGCACUGGAGGUGUUUCCCUCUGGCACUUUCCAGUCAACAAGGCUGAUUGCAGCUCUGUCCCUAUGCAUGAUAAUGCUCUGUGUAGACUGUUGAUUUUCAUUUUUUGUCCUUGCAGGCAUCAGAAACUCUGAUUUGGCUGGAUAGAAAAGGAGGCAGUAAACAUGGAGGAAGUAACUGCAGUAGUUUGAAGAGCUGCUUCCAGCAUAGAGCCCCAGCUUGCCCAAUUCUCACCUUUGGGCACAUGCAAGCUUCUUAAAAUGUGCCACCUGCUCCCUGGAGUGGCCAGGUCCCUUCAGGGAGUGGCCAGGCUAAUGAGCAGCUGUGGUAGAAACACCUCAUGCGGCACUGCCCACCACAUGACACACAGGUCAGAGCUCAAAUACCAGAUGCUUCUUUUGGAGAGGGAACACAGCUCAAUUUGAGUACCUUCUUAAAAGCAGGUACUCACUCCAUACUGCUGUCUUGUCAGCAAGUUAAGCUUCAGCUAGUGUAAACUCAAGCACUGGGAUUUAUCCAAACCCUGAGAAACUGAAAAGCAAGUGAGCAGAAAGGGUCAAGCCCCAGGACCCUCUAAUCCUUUGCCAACCCCAGUAAAUCCUCAAAUCCACAUGGCAGCCAACAUGCAAGAACCGGAAUCUAGUCUCCUACAACACUGCAUUAAUGCUUGAUCUUGAGAAGUGUCUUUCCCCCUCAGCUUCAUCCUUCACUCUUGGGUGGUUCAAGGCCUGCAGGACCACACAAGUGUUGCCAGGACACAGGAGACUUUGAGAAAAACUGUGGGUUUAAGUUGGUCACAAUGAGAAAAGCAUUUAAGACCCACCAGUCUGUCAUUAAACCACCACUCAGAAGAGGAGUCUCUAGUGUGAGGAGAGCUAUUCAAGAGCCAUUAACAGGAUUUAAGAGGGAAUUAUCUGAAGUUCUGUAUUAUACACUGGGAAAAGCAGAAUUUCAAGCAUUUACAGACACUCUCUGUCAAAUUUAGGAUUGACUUCUCUUUUAUGGAUUGGUUUAAAAAUGUACCUACUACAGCUCUGGAUCAGUCAGAACACACAGUGGUUUCUUAACUGGAGAACUACCCAUGUCACUAGUCACUGGGGGAGGAGUGACACACUAGGAGGACCAAAAGAACUGCACUUUAUUUUGCAAGCAGCAGUUGCUGGUUAUGUUCCAUCCAGUAUCAUUUAAGAAAAUACAUACAUUAAGCAAAGUUAUCAAAGGAACCAAUGAAAACAUGAGUGUUCACACCCCUUACAGCAAUAAAAGCCAUGCUGUGCCAGGCUCAUGGAACUAACAGGAAAUGGAAAGAAAUUAAAACUCACGUUUGCCAUAUUACUUGCAAAUCAGGCUUUUAACAGCAUUUAUAGUUUUAAUAACCAUGAGCCAAGAUAUUUAUUAGCCACAUAAAUUUUAACUGAAUUGCCAUAAGGGAAACUCAUUUUAUCAGCAAAAGUAACACUAUUUUUUAAAUCGUUAUGUUUGGAAAUAUGACUGAAAUAGCUCAAAACCUGUCAACUAAGUAAGCAUAAUGCAAAUUAAUAAAAACAGCAGAUUCUGCAUGAUCCCCCUGGUGUGGUAACAUAAACCAGGCUGGAGUCCACUCUAGAGGUUAUCAAAACCAAUUCUGGAUGAAACAGUGGUUUUACACAGUAAAAGCUCAUCGCUUCCCCUUAGAAGAAACAUUAAGUUCCAGUUUUAACUAUCAUCAAUUCAACCAUUCUACCCAGACUAAAAGCACAGGACACUGUCAGCUGCCACAAAUAUAUUUGUAUGCAGAGUUUUUACCACUAAUCUGUGCUGCUGCAGUUCACAGCAAUAGCGUGGUGGCUUGAAAAAAUGAUUAAGGAUAGAGAGAGUUAGGUAUGAGCAGAGCAACUGCUGAUAUCCCCCAUCUCCUGACCCAGCUCCUCACUACCAUUCUGCUGAACACAUCUUUCUCUGUCAACAAGGGACAUUACGUGGGCUGGACAAAACUCAAGCCCAUAAACUGAAUUUACUGGGGACUUCAACUCAGACACCAGAUUUAUUGUCUGAAAACCUGUUUGUUUGGGGCUUGAUUUGGGGCUACCUGAGAAAAAGGCCUAAAUCCUAACUUACAGUUACUCUCAAUACUGUGGUUUAACUUUUAAUGCAGCAGCUUACUACCACAUAUUGUUCUCCAUAUUGAAUGUACUCUUGCAGCACCAAAGAUUGGUACCCUGCAGAGACUCCCCAAUGUUUCACUUUUGCUCUGCUAAAAGCAUGGCAGUGAUGGCCAAGACAUCAGGAACAGCUAGAGCACACAUGUUCUUUAGGAUGUGCAUAAGGGAUAUAUGCAUAUGGGAUAUAAUUUUUUCUAAAGCUUGAACUUCAAGCAAUGACAUUAAGCUUUCAAAUGCUCUUUCACAGGAAAGUUGCACAGCUAUCUUUUGUCAAGCAUUUAUAAAGGGCACUUCAGGGCUUGUUGCUGUUCAAAUGGUUUAUCUUCAGUUUACAGAACAACUAUGGCGCUCAUUUCUCAAAGUGCAUUUUUAUUUACUUCUUGGGACGAUCCUCAAAUUGUCAAAACUCAAAGUAUGAAAGUGGUUUAAUCCAACUCUUGUCUAAACUUACACAUCCUAUUCAUAAACACCGUAAAAUUACGCGGAAGCCUCAAAACUUUUAAGAAUACACCCUUCCAUUAAGAAAAGCAAUCACAGAACACACUCCUCUUUAUCUUUCAUAGCAAUCAACUUACUUGCAGCCUACUAAAGUCUCUAAAUGCUGUUUUAUUAAAAAAACCAAGAUAGCUUACAUAUAUAGAUAAAUGUUCAAAGAGGUAUAUUUGUUUGAAGAAAGCAGCAGAACUCCUUCUGUAACAUAUACAAGCUUUUUUGAGCUUAUCAACAUAAGUUGCUUUAUCUUUUGCAAUAAAAUGGUCCUAAAGGCACAUGCAGUGCAUGUCAUCUCAUAUGGGGUUAAAAAAUAAACAGCAAAUACAGCCCAUGCCACUUUAGUUUCUGAAACACAGCUGAGGUUACUACUACAUUAUGGAAGACCUAGAAAGGCUGGCAAAGCCCCAGGCACUUCAGUGCUGUCCUUUUACAUGCUCAGAUGAAAAAGAUCCUUAGAGUGAGCUACCACAAAAUUACCUGUCAGAGGAAUCAGUCACUGAAGUAGAGUCUAAUGACUGAAGGGCAUCAAGGUCAUAUGUACUUUCCAAAGUCUGCAAGAUCAUGUUCUUUUUGGAACCAGACUUCCUUUGGAAGAUGAAAAAAGAUAGCACAGGCUCUACACACUUUCUAGAUGCAGGACUGAAUCAAAAGAGGAUCUGUAUGUCCAGUCGCUUGAUGCUGGGCCACUUAGUUUCAGAUGUCUGACCAGUGCAGCAGAAGCUGUUGUCCGGCAGAGGCAUCCUGAAGAGAUGGGAGCUGUCUGAACUAGUCACUGCACACACACUCUAGAGGGUGUCUGACCACCCUCUCCCCAAGAAAUAAGCAUCUUUGCACUCAGAGUUGGGCUGGUGGCUUAUCAGUGCUCAGCAACCACAAUGCAGAACACCCACCUGGAAAUACCUACUGAUGCUCAUGCUCUGGAAGCCUUGGAAGAGCUCAGUUUCAGCAUCUCUUCCAACUCCAGCAUUAGCCACUCACAUUUUCAGUGAGCCACCAAAUUCAAUUAAGAGUUCAGCCAUCAGAGAGAGGUAACUCAAAGUCCUGUUUCCCCGGAGUGGGACACUCAGCAUUUCUGCUGUCACUGUGCCGCCCUGCACAGAAGGCAUCGCCUGCAGUGUGCACCUCCUGCUCCUCAGCUGCUGCUGCUUUGCUGGUUCAGCAAGAGGAGAGUCUCUCCAUGGCUGCUGCUGACAGGUGGGCAGACAAGCUUCCCCUUCCUCCUCAUGCUCCUUCCCCCAUGGCUCUCCAGCACACAAGGAAAACCAUACCAGUAACCAGGAAAAGCUCCGGAGUUAAGCAUCCAGCCAGGAUCAACCCAAUCUAAACAUAUUUAGUGAUUUAACACUCUGCCUAUAACCCCACAAAAAAUUAUCCAUGUUAUCUACUUAGAAAGUCAAAGCAAGCAGUAAGUAGUAUCAGAAAUAUUACUGAGACACCAAAUUUAAGUCACUUUUCUGUGGUGUGUGUACUUUAAAUUAUUUCAUGGUUGAAAAAAGUCACUAUCAUUCUGCUAGCUAUUUUUCUCUGUCCCUGAGCAACAUUAUGGAAACAACUUGAUCCCUUUUCUUUUCCAUUCCCAUCUCAUUUUGAGACAUCUUAGGAAGUACCAGGCCAUUUACAUCUGCUAAGUCACCUACACAUUGAAAACAUUACAAAUGUACAUCUAUGCAGCUGAAUGCUUCAAAUUCCUCAAAAUAAUCUUUUUUCCUCGUUAAACUGGGGGAGGAAGGGUGAUGAGGGUUUUAGCACUGCAUCAGCAACACUGCUCACAAUCAACUGUGUCAGUCUUACUGAAUGGCAAGAAACGUGUUAUUUUUCUUAACACCAGUUUAACCCCUUCUCAGAUUUCUAAUGAGAACUCUGAUAAUGCAGUUCAAGAAUUCCAGCACUCAUAGAAAUUACUUCUUUUUAAGCACAAGAAAUUGUAGAAGUUCCCCUGUAUCACCAAGUGUACUCACUUUUCUCACAUGCAAAUCAUCAUGGGGCCAUGUCUUGUUCAUAGGCAAACCCAUAAGCAUGUUAGGAAGGCCUCCCACAUGUGAGGGUCACUUGUACAUUAUUCACUAAAUCUUCUUUCCCCCUACCUCAGGAACCCUCUAGAGGCAGUCACACUGGGGUGAAUGAGAUUGUACUGUCAAUUCAUAAAGCAAUUCUUCCUUUCCUACGAGGCAGGAAGAUGACUAGGACUAAAUCAGGCUAUUUUACACCUAUCGAGAAAAGAUGAGAACUUCACUUAUCCCACCUACAAGCUCAGAAAAAACAGGAUGGACUCACUGACAACAACUUGUUCUGCUCAGUUCUGUGUAGGUUCUCCUGCCACCCCUUCACAGUGCCAUUCUGAGCACCUUCCUGUAGCAACGCAGCUGCCAUCUGUGAUGUGUGGUUUGCUCUCCCUCAUCCUCUCCCCAAGGGCAGAACCACGCGUUUCUUUUUAUGCUGAAUGAACGCUGUCCUCGGGAAGAGCCACGUGUCUGGCUGCGAACAACGCCCGCUGACAGACCAGCUCCUGCACAACCACACCCACUCCGCAUGUCUGCUCACCCCACAUUCACCCCCACACAGGGACCAUGUGCCUCAGCACAUGGAGAGAUGUGCGGUGACAACAGAGCCAAGCUGGUGGAGCAGGAUGAAACCAAGACACCCAGAGAACACAAAAAACAAGGCACUCCUGUGAAUAGUGACACGCUGCACAGUUCAACAAGAAUUUCACAUGGAGUUACCUCAAGCCCCUCCAAACAAGUCUAUUAGUCUUGGUCUUAAUGCACUUUCCCCUCCUAGCACUCACACCAAAACCACACACAUCUUGUGAUAAAAUGCAGAAUUAUGAACACAAUGCAAAAUGUUGAAAAAUAGUAUUUAUUAGCACCCAAUUUACAUAAUUAUAUGGUACAAAUGACACUUGCUGCUGCAACAUUAAAUAAAGCUGCUCUUAAAAACCA
This is a messenger RNA of Corvus hawaiiensis (hawaiian crow), 8148 nucleotides long. It is a transcript of the gene VIT, whose product is annotated as vitrin. The record is from RefSeq and is a predicted model, not a curated record. Gene Ontology annotation, biological process: extracellular matrix organization; positive regulation of cell-substrate adhesion. The coding region runs from base 253 to 2493 and encodes 746 amino acids. Gene Ontology annotation, cellular component: interstitial matrix. NCBI's taxonomy places the organism in Eukaryota, Metazoa, Chordata, Aves, Passeriformes, Corvidae. The transcript has 19 exons.